GAAGACCAAUCUUUUAACUCAUUUGAUAACACUUUGGUUAAGCUCUAUUCAAUGUGAUUAGAAAAAGGGAAAAAAAAAACAAAUUCAAAGAGAUCCGACCACCGUUAAAAUUUUUGGAUUCAGAUGUCGGGCGGAGGAGCACCGUCGAGGUACGUCAAGUUGACAAAGGAACAAGCUCCGGUCGAUGAGGUUAAUCCCGGCGAACUCAAUCAACCGAUUCAGGUUCCUCAACUAGAUGUUUACAAAUGCCACGAGUGUGGCCAAACUUUGCCUGAAAAUUUUGAAGCUCCUGCAGAUGAGCCAUGGACUACCGGAAUAUUCGGGUGCACUGAGGACAUGGAUAGCUUUUGGCAAGGAUUCUUUUGCCCAAGUGUUCUGUUUGGACGUGUCUAUGAAACUCUGAGUGAGGAGGAAACCUCAUGGAAGAGAGCAUGUGUUUGCCAUUCGAUUGUAGUAGAAGGCGGUCUUACGGCCGCAUCCUUGCUUGUUUGUAUUCCCGGUAUAGAUCCACAUACCACGUUUCUUUUAUGGGAAGGCUUGUUCUUUGUUUGGUGGAUGUGUGGGAUUUACACUGGAAACGUCAGGCAAACUCUCCAGCGCAAAUAUCAUCUCCAGGACUCUCCUUGCGACCCGUGUAUGGUGCAUUGUUUCCUCCAUUUCUGUGCUGUUUGUCAAGCACACCGGGAGAUGAAGAACCGUCUUUCGGAUAACUUUGUGAUGCCAAUGACUGUGGUUAACCCGCCACCGGUUCAAGAGAUGAGUUCCUCUAACGACGGACACCACCAUGACUCUGUCCCUGUAUCACACCACAGCUCUGACCUCGUGAUGCGGCCUUUGUAGUGCAAAAAAUCCAAGGUCUUGUUUUGUAUGGACCUGAAGAUGCAUGAUUUAAUAAGGAUACUAUAUAGACCCACUUGGUUUGUUUAAAACUCAUCAAUAAUAGAGAGAUCCUUAUCACAA
This is a messenger RNA of Raphanus sativus (radish), 960 nucleotides long. RefSeq names its product cell number regulator 6. Bases 124 to 840 code for a protein of 238 amino acids. The record is from RefSeq and is a predicted model, not a curated record. NCBI's taxonomy places the organism in Eukaryota, Viridiplantae, Streptophyta, Magnoliopsida, Brassicales, Brassicaceae. The transcript has 4 exons.